This is a messenger RNA of Fusarium oxysporum Fo47, 762 nucleotides long. RefSeq lists its product as uncharacterized. The coding region runs from base 1 to 762 and encodes 253 amino acids. Lineage: Eukaryota; Fungi; Ascomycota; Sordariomycetes; Hypocreales; Nectriaceae. The record is from RefSeq and is a predicted model, not a curated record. The transcript is spliced from 2 exons.
AUGGACAGUCCUUACGCAUCCAGCACUGACCUGUCUUCGGACUCCGCGCCUGAUAAUGCCCCUCAGGCUAAUGAUUAUUGGACUCGACGCCGAGCCCAGGAACGUUUAGGGGAGCCUGGUGCUUCUGAAAAUGGGCCCAGCCUGGAACCUGAGGACCGAGAGGAUGUCCCUCUUGAUUAUGACAACUCUGACCAGGGAGAGCGUGAGGAAGGGUACGACAUGCUCGACGGGCCGCUCGUUCGAGGGGCGAUGCACCGAGAUCGUUCCAUGAACGAGCUCGCCCCUGAGGAGCUCUCUGAUGAGGAACUCUCCCGGGAGGAACUUCAGUUUGAUGACGAUGGAGUGGUUGGGUACUUUAGCGCUGCCAUGUUCAACGAGACUGAAGAGGAGCACCGCCUGAGCACCUCUAGCCUUGUCCAGAGCCCUUCUGGCACAGAUAUCCCGCAGGGAGUUCUUGCUGCAACUGCACAGAUUGCGCAGAACAACCUCGCUAGGUCAUACAACAACCUUACCGGCGGGCUUACGUAUACUGCCCAGCGUGCCCACGAUGCCAUGGCGACCACCGCCCAAGCUGGGGGCCACCUAGCUGAAGGGGCUUGGCGUGCUGGCAAUGGUGUAGCGAUUUGGGCUCAGGAGCGGUGGCCGAACAUGCCUCGAGUCAUCAACCGCAGAAUGUUAGGCUCUCUGGCUGAGCUUGUGAUGGAGGGUGUUCAAGCUUUGCCACCUUCGGACUCCAUCAUUCGCCCACAAGGACGGCGAUGA